UUCCCUGUUAGGUCCUCUCACUAUUUCUAGAAAAAAUUCACUCGUUUGAAAUUUGAUGUUAGGGGAAUACGAGUAAGAAAUAUCAUACCGGAAGGAAUGGAUACACAAGAAAUAGUGAAUUCUGACCAGUCAGACGACGGCAUGAGUUUGCAUUCUGGUGAAGUAUUGAAUGCGUUAACAAAAUCUUUCUGGAGUAAAAUCAGUGACUGCCAAAAUGAAGAAACUGUCUCACAAGAAAUCCCUAGUAUGAUGAUGUCUGGUAAACAGGAAUGUAUUACCAGUAGUAUGAACAGUGCAGAAGAUAUGACUAUGGUAGAAACAAACAGAGUUAAACUGGACCAGAUGUCACUGUGUCACAAUGGGGAUGUCACUAUGAACAUUCAGAACUCAGAUAAUUUGAACAAACAUGGAAAUAAGCAAGAAAGCUCUGCUGUCAUCAAGGAACACCCAGAAGAUCUUGACGAGGAAUCCAAUGACUCCCAAAGCACUGUUUUCUCCCUUUGUGUGAGAAGUUACAGCACUGCAACACUCAAAGAUGUGGAGAUCAUUCCUAAUGCUUCUGUGGUUUCAAGUUUUAGUCCUUACCUACCAAAUCCACCAUCUCUAUGUAAAAAAUGUGAAGACAAACAGAUAAGGGAGCAUGAUGUGGAAAGUGAUGAUGAAACUGUCUUGGACUUUGAGGAAUCAUUUUUUCCCCACUCACAACCACCAGUUUUAUCACAUGAAACCAUUCCUGUACCAGGGACUUCUCAGCCAAUUGAAGAUGUAGAAAGCGAUGUCUGUGAACUUGACAUAAGCCAAAGUUUGCUUGAACCUAAAAAUUAUUCGCCUAUCCAAACUUCUCGACCAUCCAGCCAGAUAGCAAGAGAUUACACAUUUGAGGAAUUCAGCUAG
This is a messenger RNA of Lingula anatina, 894 nucleotides long. RefSeq lists its product as uncharacterized. NCBI's taxonomy places the organism in Eukaryota, Metazoa, Brachiopoda, Lingulata, Lingulida, Lingulidae. The record is from RefSeq and is a predicted model, not a curated record.